Messenger RNA from Argentina anserina (silverweed cinquefoil), 513 nucleotides. RefSeq lists its product as uncharacterized. Lineage: Eukaryota; Viridiplantae; Streptophyta; Magnoliopsida; Rosales; Rosaceae. The record is from RefSeq and is a predicted model, not a curated record. The coding region runs from base 1 to 513 and encodes 170 amino acids. Gene Ontology annotation, molecular function: nucleic acid binding; RNA-DNA hybrid ribonuclease activity. The transcript has a single exon.
AUGGGGUCAAAUGUGGACUCAACUAAUAAUUUCCCUUUGAAAAAGAUGAUCUUGUCUCGUCAACAAUCAGAACAGUGGAUACCUCCUUCAGGUAAUAUUUUAAAAGUGAAUGUGGAUGCAGCUUGUGAUUUGAAUAAGGGUUGUACUGAAUUGGGUGUGGUGAUUAGGGAUGCAAGUGGAAGGUUAAAAGGAGUAGUUCUCCAUAAUGCAUCAGGAAGACUUUCUCCUAUGGCAGGUGAAGCUUUGGCUAUCCUUUUUGGGACGAGGUUCUACAUAAAGGAAGGUUUUAAGAAUAUUAUUAUGAAAUCUGAUGCUUUGAAUGUCAUUGAAGCUAUUAAGCAAUCUUCAUAUAACCUUAACGAAAUUGGAGCAGUCACUGCUGAAGUGCAUUGUCUUAAGCACGCAUUUGAUAUGAUCAGUUGGAGCAAGAUUUCUCGAACUUGUAAUAAGGCAGCUCACAACCUGGCAAAGAAGGCUCUGCAUAUCACUGGUAAAGGUGGCAAAUGGGCCUAA